AAAUUUCUUUUAUUUUCAGGUGCAGUAGUAAAAUUAUCUAAAACAUGUUUCUCACAAGAACAGAAUAUGAUCGUGGUGUUAACCUUUUUUCACCUGAAGGCAGAUUGUUCCAAGUUGAGUAUGCGAUUGAAGCAAUUAAACUUGGAUCGACAGCUAUUGGCAUUCAAACUGCAGAAGGAGUAGUCUUAGCUGUGGAAAGAAGAAUCACUUCGCCGCUUAUCAUUCCGAAAAGUAUUGAAAAAAUAUAUGAAGUUGAUACACAUAUAGGCUGUGCAAUGAGUGGUUUGAUAGCUGAUUCAAGAACAAUGAUUGAUAAAGCUAGAAUAGAAGGACAAAAUCACUGGUUUACAUACAAUGAACCAAUAUCUGUUGAAAGUUUAACACAAUCUUUAUCAAAUUUAGCACUCGCCUUUGGAAACAAAGAUUCAGAUAAAGGAGCAAUGAGUCGCCCUUUUGGUGUUGCAUUGUUGAUUGGUGGAGUUGAUGACAAGGGAGCAAGACUUUUUCAUUUGGAUCCUUCAGGAACAUUUUUGCAAUAUGAUGCAAAAGCUAUUGGUUCUGCAUCAGAAGGUGCUCAACAGACACUUCAAGAAGUUUAUCACAAGUCAAUGACACUGGCUGAAGCAUGUACACAGGCCCUAACUAUAUUAAAGCAAGUAAUGGAAGAAAAGCUCAACUCAACAAAUAUAGAAAUGGCAACUAUUACAAUAAAAGACAAGUUUCACAUGUUAUCAAAAGUAGAAAUUGAAGAUGUUAUUAAAACUAUAAAAUAAAUUAAAAAAACACAAGCGUUUUAGAUUGUUGUGAUAUUGUAUUAAUAGUGAAAUUGUUGCAGUGAAAUAAACUUGUUGCUUAA
Hydra vulgaris (swiftwater hydra) is the source of this 856-nucleotide messenger RNA. Its product is annotated as proteasome subunit alpha type-5. Gene Ontology annotation, biological process: proteasome-mediated ubiquitin-dependent protein catabolic process. The record is from RefSeq and is a predicted model, not a curated record. Lineage: Eukaryota; Metazoa; Cnidaria; Hydrozoa; Anthoathecata; Hydridae. Gene Ontology annotation, cellular component: proteasome core complex; proteasome core complex, alpha-subunit complex; nucleus.